AUGGCGAGAUCCGCCGUCGUUCAGGAGUACCAAGCUCCUGGGCGGAUAGAAGAGAAUACUCUGACCUUGGACGACAAGAUUCAGCGCGAAAUCGAAAAGAAUGGAAUCGUGCGGCCGAAAGGCUACACUGUUUCGUUCCAUGCGAAUUCCUCGGUCGAGAAGUUUCACUUUGGCCAAUCCCACCCCAUGAAGCCAUGGCGAUUGACUCUUACGAAACAACUGGUCAUGGCAUAUGGCAUGCAUACCGCUAUGGAUCUCUACCUCACGCGCGCAGCGACCAGGGAAGAAAUGGCCGAGUUUCAUACGGAAGACUAUCUCGACUUUCUCAAACGAGUCACACCGAACAACAUGCUACUCGAGCCUAGACUCGCUCAAUACAAUAUCGGAGACGACUGUCCCAUUUUCGACGGGCUAUACGACUACGCUUCUCUCUACACCGGCGCAUCUCUCGAUGCCGCGCGAAAGCUGUGCAACGAACAGUCCCAGGUCGCCAUCAACUGGUCUGGCGGACUCCACCACGCCAAGAAAACAGAAGCCUCGGGCUUCUGCUACACCAACGACAUUGUCCUUGCUAUCCUGCAGCUGCUCCGAUACCAUCCGCGCGUCUUGUACAUUGACAUUGACGUGCACCACGGCGACGGCGUCGAGCAAGCAUUCUGGUCCACCGAUCGAGUCAUGACCCUGUCGUUCCACAAAUACGACAAGGACAACUUCUUCCCCGGCACCGGCCCCCUCUCCUCCACUGGGCCCGAGAACCCGCUCAACCCCGGCGCGCACCACGCCCUGAACGUGCCCCUGCACGACGGCAUCGAGGACGAAGACUACGUCUGGCUGUUCAAGCAGAUCGUCGAGCCCUGCGUCGGCGCCUACCAGCCCAGCGUUAUCGUGCUGCAAUGCGGCGCCGACUCCCUCGGCUGCGACCGCCUCGGAUGCUUCAACCUCAACAUCCGCGCGCACGGCCGCUGCGUCGAUUUCGUCAAGCGGCUCAACUUACCCAUCCUCGUCUUUGGCGGCGGCGGAUAUACCCCGCGCAACGUGGCCCGUCUGUGGGCCUACGAGACGAGCAUCUGCAUCGGCUGCUCCGAGCAGCUCGACGAGAAACUCCCCGCCCAUACUCCCGCCCUCGCCCACUUCGCUCCAGAUAACACAUUGUUUCCUCCGCUGUCUGAACAUGGACGUUUCGAGAAUAAAAAUUCCCGCCAGUACCUCUGGAGCUUGGUCGAGGGCAUCCAUAAACAGCUCGCGUACUUGGAGAGCGCCCCCAGCGUCAUGAUGCAGCAUAUCCCCCCCGACUUGGGCGGAAUCCGCGAAGACGUCGAUCGCGAGAUCAAAGAAGAGCGAGAAGAUGGUGACGAUCGUUAUCGAAAGCAAAACGAAACUGGUGCAGGCACCUUGGGUGAAUUGGUUGAUUAGUGCUUCCCUGCUUCCCUGCUUCCCCCGGCUCGUGCAACUCGGGGCUUUAUUGCUUCAGC
Molecule: messenger RNA, 1472 nt
Organism: Xylona heveae TC161
Lineage: Eukaryota; Fungi; Ascomycota; Xylonomycetes; Xylonales; Xylonaceae
Product: histone deacetylase phd1
Exons: 2
Coding region: 1-1413 (470 amino acids)
Molecular function (GO): histone deacetylase activity
Source: RefSeq, a predicted model, not a curated record